GUUUACGUAAAUUGUUGGAUAAAGAGUACACGUACGUUCGGCGAGAUCAACAAUGUUUUAUUUAUUUAUUUUUUUUUUUUUUGACAUUUGACACCCUCGUGAAUGACGUGAAUAUUAUUCAGUAUCGCUAAACAAUCGAUGUUUAUGACGAUCGAUAGGAGAGACGCGCAGAUAAGUUCACGUCGCAUAUUCUGUGCAAAUAAAGGUGCGCUCGAAAAUCCUACUCGCAGGACAAAAUAGCUUUCGGCUGACCAAUCAGAAUUCAAGGAGCAAAAAUGAGUACGAUUUUCGAACGCACUACUCUACGUAAUAUUUGUUUUUUUACAUCGAGUGUUUACGAAACGAGAUAGAUAUAUGAAACGAAAAUAUUAUUAUAUGCGCAUGAUCAGAUUUCACGAUAAGAUUUAUUAUUUACUUAACAAAAAAAAAAAAAAAAAAAAAAAAUUAGAGAUGCGGAUUCUCAAGCGGAUCUUGCGUCUCUCUUUAAAAUUGUAUCAUCGAGCUGAGAAAAAAUAUAUUUCUCGUGAGAUUUAGCCGUAAAAGCGCUGCGCAACUUCCAGGAAACGUUUGGAGACUUUAUUUACGAAUGUACACGCAUACCUUUUUUACGAAUUGGGUCGUUCCCCACCCUCGAGGUCUCCCUCUCUCCGGUGCGUGUUGUCGAGCUCAAUGGUCCGUCCGUCCACCGUGCGUGAAAUGUCAAAAUGGCGUCUUCUCAGGACGCUUGGUAUCUCUCGUUGCUCGGUCUGGCCGAGAAUUUUCGCACGUCAAGUCCGCCCAAUGUCAAAUCGUGCAUCCAGUGUCUCCAGGCGGUUUUCUACUUCAAGCCACCGCCUCGCGUCGAGGCGCGAACCCACCUUCAGCUCGGCAACAUCCUGCUCACGCACACAAAAAACAUCGAUUUGGCGCGAUCUCACUUAGAUCAAGCGUGGCGACUGAGUCAGAACAUAAAUACGUUUGACGAUGUGAAGUUUGAAGCAGCUAGUGUGGUUGCGGAAUUGUACGAGCAGCAGCAACAGCCAAACCUGAGCAAGCCGAUAUUAAGGAAGGCGAUAGAAUUAUCCCAGCACAAUGUCUACUGGCAUUGCAGGCUUAUUUUUCAACUAGCGCAAAUUCAUGCCUCAGAGAAGGACUUUGUGGCAGCGAGCAGUCUGCUCGCAGUGGGUGUGGAUUAUUCUCACAUAAGCAAUGCCGGUUACACUAGAGUUCUCUUUCUUCUAUCUCGGUGUAUGCUUCUCUUAAUAGACAAGAAAUUCACAGAGGUUCAUCCUCUUUUAAACUCGGCGGGACAUCAUGUAGAAAAUUGGCAAGGUAGUCCACAUCAAAAGGAAUAUCUGAAGGUGUACUUUUUAGUUCUUCAAGUAUGUCACUACCUCAUGGCAGGCCAGGUGAAAAGUGUGAAACCUUGUUUGAAGCAAUUACAACAGAGUAUACAGACUAUAAUGUCUCCUAGUUGGCCAACUGACGACGUAGUCACAGGUUCCAAUAAUGGAGAUAUGUUUAUAUGGAUGCCAAAAGAUCAUCUAUAUGUCUUGGUCUAUUUAGUAACUGUCAUGCAUUCUAUGCAAGCUGGAUAUAUGGAUAAAGCACAGAAAUAUACCGAUAAAGCCCUUACUCAAAUUGAAAAACUGAAAAUUGUCGAUAAUAAGCCUAUUUUAUCCGUGUUUCAAUUAAUGCUCUUGGAGCAUAUAGUUAUGUGUCGGCUUGUAAUGGGAAAUAAAAGCGUUGCUCUCGCGGAAAUUUCUCAAGCUUGUCAGCUUUGCAGGCGACAGCCUAGAUUACUUCAAGGCCAUAGACCACAAUUACAUGCAUUACUAGGUUUAUAUGCAAUGUCUAUGAAUUGUAUGGAAGCUGCAGAGGCUCAAUUUACUGCUGCACUCAGAACAUCACAGGAGAGAGAACUCUGGACAUUUGCAAAUUUGAAUUUAGCGAUAGUAUAUCUCAGAACAAAAAGAGAUGCCGAAUUAGGAGCAUUAUUAGAAAGGAUAAAUCCAGAAUCUCUACCAUCACAUUCUCAUUCCUUGAGGGCAGCUGCAUAUUAUGUACAAGGACUCCAAGCCUUCUUUGGCGCUAGAUAUAAUGAAGCAAAACGAUAUCUUAGAGAAACAUUAAAAAUGGCAAAUUCAGAAGAUUUGAAUAGACUUACUUCGUGCAGUCUUGUGCUUUUGGGACAUAUAUUUCUUUCAUUGGGAAAUAGUAGAGAAUCAAUGAAUAUGGUCACACCUGCGAUGCAAUUAGCUUCUAAAAUACCUGAUGUACAUGUACAAUUGUGGGCUACUGCUAUUCUUAAAGAUUUGUAUAGAAUUUGCGGUGAACCUACUCGUGAGAGCGAAGCGUAUCAAAUGCACUGUACAUUUUCCCAAACUUUGUUGAAGGACCAUUUUCAGAGUACUCAAAUGAAUGAGCACUCACUCAUUCAUUGGACAGAUGGUCCAGUGCCUGCGUUACCAACCAAUCCACCACCAUCUACAUCGCAAGCAAUUAUCUAAUAACAUAAAAAGAUAUUUAAGUGUGUCUAUUUACUUAAACUCCAGAUUAUUUGCUGAAGCGGUAUAUAUUUGUAUUACUUAUUUAUUGGGUUGUAAAGUGUAAAAUUUGUUUCAGCAUUAUUUAAAUAUUAAGAGAAUAAUUAUAAUUGGUAAUGUUUCAGAAAAUUGGAUUAAUGUGUGUGAUGAAAAAAUGAAAGAAUUACUGGAUAUUUGAUAUAAUAUCCAUUUUUUAAAAUAUGAUUUCUGCAAGAACAUGUGGCAACUAGGUACAGCUGCAGAGCUUUUGUGAUAACGUUCACAUUAGUAUUUGAGUCAUCAAAAUUACAUGGGAGGGACUGAUAAUAUAUGUAGAUUGAUAUGUUUUGUUUACUUCAAGUUUAUAUAAUUUAAAUUAAUUUUUACAUUAUAUUUUUUUGUAUGGAAUUAUACUUUGUAAGAGGGAUACAAAUGUCGAUUUUUAACAUACAGAUGCGUUUUUAAAUCUAUAUAACGUUCUACCGCACAAUGUGUUUAAGUAAGAUUUGUACUGCACAUAUAGAAAGUAUAGAUCACAAAAAAAUAUAGAAUAAAAAAUUUUAUUUUUGUUUAAAAGUUUUAUCAAUUUCAUAUUUCAGAUUCUAAUAUGAUCUUGCAAAAUUUUCUCUAUACGUUGUCAAUCCACUGUGUUUAGUAUG
Nylanderia fulva is the source of this 3163-nucleotide messenger RNA. RefSeq names its product Mau2 sister chromatid cohesion factor (gene Mau2). Gene Ontology annotation, biological process: mitotic sister chromatid cohesion. The record is from RefSeq and is a predicted model, not a curated record. NCBI's taxonomy places the organism in Eukaryota, Metazoa, Arthropoda, Insecta, Hymenoptera, Formicidae. Gene Ontology annotation, molecular function: protein binding.